AUGGCGCUGAAACGCGGUAUUAAACGGAUCCAGGAGUAUGUUUAUCGGCUGACUCGGUGUGUUGUGGCUGGAGCCGUCAUCAUUGCGUCGGAGUGGAGUUGCCGUGGCAGCCCUGACGGGGCGCAGGAGGAGGGUGGCGAUGGAGAAGGACUGGGAGACGGGCCGGACCGCGGACUGGAUGGCGACCCUGAGGGCGUUUGGAGUCCAGACAUUGAGCAGAGCUUUCAGGAAGCUCUGGCCAUCUACCCUCCCUGCGGCAGGAGGAAGAUCAUACUUUCAGACGAAGGAAAGAUGUAUGGUCGAAAUGAGCUGAUAGCUCGCUAUAUCAAGCUACGAACAGGGAAGACGCGCACACGCAAACAGGUGUCUAGUCACAUUCAGGUUCUGGCACGUAAGAGGGUACGAGAAUACCAGACCAGCAUCAAGGACCAGGUAUCCAAAGACAAGGCACUGCAGACAGUAGCCAACCUCUCAUCUGCUCAGAUUGUGUCUGCUAGUGUAAUGAAAGCCCAGACUCCGUUCCCUCCACCAGUCAGAUUUUGGCCCGGGCCUAUGCCAGGACAGCCUGGACAUUCUCAGGACAUCAAGCCCUUUGCACAGCCACCAUAUACUACACUACCAGCCCCUGUACCUGCACCUAUCAGUUAUGAGCCACUGCCUCCCCACCGCCCUGCAGCUAUAGCAGCUCCUGUAUGGCAAGACAGAACAAUCGCCUCAGCAAAACUACGGCUACUAGAGUACUCUGCUUUUCUGGAGACCCAGAGAGACAGGGAGGCGUAUAAACACCUUUUUGUACACAUUGGCCCAUCAAACCCAGGCUACAAUGACCCUGUGUUGGAGUCAAUAGAUGUGAGGCAGAUUUACGACAAGUUCUCUGAGAAGAAAGGAGGCCUGAAGGAGCUGUAUGAAAAAGGGCCUCACAACGCAUUCUUCCUCGUCAAGUUCUGGGCGGACCUGAGCAGUGACAUAGAGGAGGGUUCUGGCGUGUUCUACGGUGUGAGCAGCCAGUACAGUGGAACAGAAAACAUCACAAUCAGUGUGUCAACAAAGGUCUGCUCCUUUGGCAAACAGGUGGUGGAGAAGGUUGAGACUGAAUAUGCACAAAUGGAAGGAGGAAAGUAUGUCUUCCGCAUCCAUCGUUCGCCCAUGUGUGAAUAUAUGAUCAACUUCAUCCAUAAACUCAAACACCUGCCAGAGAAAUACAUGAUGAACAGUGUACUGGAGAACUUCACCAUCCUACAGGUUGUGUCCAACAGAGAAACUCAGGAGACUCUGCUGUGCAUCGCCUUUGUGUUUGAAGUGUCCACAAGUGAACACGGAGCACAGUACCAUGUUUAUCGACUAGUUAAUGACUAGCAGCACGUGGCGUGCAUGCACAGAGACUCUCCACAGACUCUUUUUUUGAUACAUAUGGCGUAAACACUCUUUCCAGCUCAUACACACAGAUUCCCCACUCCUCUACUCUAAACACACACUUUUUUUUACAGACCAACAGUCACACUUUAGUCACACCUGUUUUUUGUUUGUAUGUAUUUCCAUCCCUGCAAACAAUGCACACAUUUGCACUCAGCAACAUCCCAUGACUUAAACACUAAUGUGAAAUUCAUUUUUAUGGAUUUUGACCAGUAUGUGGUGUCAUUCACAUCAACUGUUGUGAUCUCUGAUCCAGUGUAACCUUGUCUCACCUUGAGAAGGGUAUUAUUCCUGUCUUUUUAAUUUAAUUCAUUGAUAAACAUGAUCCAAAAAACAAGGGAUGAAUUACAUUUAGUCAAGUUUAAUAAGUGAUAGUCUCUGAUCAUAUACACAAUAUUCAGUGGGAAUGUAGCUGCGCUGCACUACAAAUGAAAAUUAUCAUCUCCAGGGAAUUUUCCGAGUAUAUGCUUUUGCAUCAUAGGUGUGACCGAUGUGAGACGAGUUUGAAUAUAGGUUGGCAAACACAUCAUUUAAUCAGUGUUAAUGUAACUCUGCCACAAUGGCUAUUUCUUCUACAGUUUGUAGUAUCUCCGUAAGGUAGGGCUUGAAUGAGCCUAUAGUUGGUGUAUCCUCUAUCACUGCUUAGUGUGGAGUCAUGAAUCCCCAGUUUGUUUAAUCAAAACUCUCAUGGCAGAAAGAUAUGUGUGUGCACCUUUUCCCAGAAUGUAAUGCACUACAUGUAAAGAGACGUAAAGUCGUAUUUAUAUUUGAAACAAGUGUAAAGAGAGCCAUAAUUUUAGGUCUCCAGUGGUGCAGAGGUGUGGAGGGAAGGAUCUUUUUGAUGCUCAAGGAGGUGUUUAAGUUUGGCUCACCUGUCUUUGGAUACAAAGUAGUACACAACCAGUUUCAGAUUCAGUUCACACUCAGCAGCAUUUUGAAUGAAAGAGUUAUCUUUACUGUUCAUUGACAUUACUGUUUUUACUUAGACUGUGUGGGCUUGCUGCAGUAUUUCUACCUCCACGUGAGUUGGGAUAAGAAUGUGCUUUGGUUCAUAAAGCCUUAACCUGAGGAGCACUGAUGUAUAGGAUAUGUACACUACACUUGUAAUGGUACUGUUUUAUAAGCCAAAACAAGAUAGACUCGUUUUUGUAAAGAUGAAAUAUCUUCUUUUUUGUAUUUUACCAGCACAGCUAGAAGUGUUACUCUAAACAUCAUAUAUGAUUGGUGUUUUUUUUUAAUGUAUGCAAAAUGAUGUAUGGUACAGACCACACUAAGGUCACCCACCGUGCACUGGGGUAGAUGUUUUGCCUGAUAACACUAGCAAAGUAUCCAGAUUACAUAUGCUCUAUCCCAUGUUUUUUUUCUAUGUAAUGUUUUUGGAUUCUGGUACAUGUUUACUACCAGCAUUUUUUUUAAAACUAGUAACUGUUAUUUGACUAUCGCUCCCUCUCCUGGUGGGAUUCUCUUUAACCAUGCAGAAGGUGGCAAUGAUUUGUCUUGAUCAUGAAAGUGAGAGCCGACUGGUUCAGUUUUAAAUAACCAUGUUCACUGUGUGUGCAGCCAAAAUGUUUAUUCUUUUAUUUUUCCUGUCUGUGUUGGCUGUGCCUUAUCACUCGUUUGGUCAAGUAUGCUCAGUGAAUUAAAUCUGUGCCUUUUAUGCUGUACCAAUAAAAUCACAGUGUUUGCAGAA
This is a messenger RNA of Micropterus dolomieu (smallmouth bass), 3103 nucleotides long. It is a transcript of the gene tead3a, whose product is annotated as TEA domain family member 3 a. Lineage: Eukaryota; Metazoa; Chordata; Actinopteri; Centrarchiformes; Centrarchidae. The coding region runs from base 1 to 1356 and encodes 451 amino acids. Gene Ontology annotation, cellular component: transcription regulator complex. Gene Ontology annotation, biological process: embryonic organ development; hippo signaling; regulation of transcription by RNA polymerase II. The record is from RefSeq and is a predicted model, not a curated record. Gene Ontology annotation, molecular function: RNA polymerase II cis-regulatory region sequence-specific DNA binding; DNA-binding transcription factor activity, RNA polymerase II-specific. The transcript is spliced from 12 exons.